CAAUCAAAGCACUUCGUCGCGUGUUCUUCAAUGGACCCACAAUUUUACAAAUGAGCUUCCUCCGAGGGUUCAUCGACUCGCUGGGCUCGAUCUUCACCGACGGCGACCCCGCGUACGGGUCGCACCCGCGGCCGCAACAGCAUCAUGCGGACUCUCCCUUCCCCGAUCCUCCGUCCAUGGACGCCGGCGGCGCUGCGGCCGCGACCUCGGUUGCGAACGAGCGGACGGCCUACAAGCUCAAGGGGUACUUCGAUUUGGCCAAGGAAGCGAUCGCCAGAGCGGUUCGAGCCGAAGAGUGGGGGCUGGUCGACGACGCGAUCGUUCAUUACCGGAACGCCCAGCGCAUACUGCUCGAAGGCAGCUCGACCCCGAUGCCUUCGUAUAUCAGCUCGCGGGAGCAAGAGAAGGUAAAAUCCUACCGACAGAAGAUAUCAAAAUGGCAGGAUCAAGUCUCAGAUAGAUUGCAAGUUUUAAGCCGGAGAGCUGGUGUUGCAUCGACAAGUAAGAGCACCUUAACUAAUGUGCAUGCUGCUCCAGUGUCGUCAAUGGCAUCGAAUGGUCUUAGGUAUGCAAUUCAAAAUUCUCCUCCUCCUGGUAGAAACAAUAGACUAUUGAGGAGUCAGACAGAGAAAGUUGCUAGUGCAAAACCGGCGCAGGAAUCUGGUAAUGGUUAUGAAGCAAAACUGGUUGAAAUGAUAAAUACUGCGAUAGUGGAUAGAAGUCCAUCAGUCAAAUGGGAAGAUGUUGCUGGUCUGGACAAGGCAAAGCAGGCUUUGAUGGAAAUGGUUAUUUUACCGACAAAGAGAAGAGAUCUAUUCACGGGUCUGAGAAGGCCAGCCAGAGGUCUGCUCUUAUUUGGUCCACCUGGUAAUGGAAAGACCAUGCUUGCCAAAGCAGUCGCUUCAGAGUCAGAGGCAACAUUUUUUAAUGUUUCUGCUUCUUCCUUAACAUCAAAAUGGGUGGGCGAGGGUGAAAAGCUUGUGCGGACUCUUUUUAUGGUUGCUAUCUCCAGACAGCCAUCAGUUAUAUUUAUUGACGAAAUUGACAGCAUAAUGUCUACAAGAUUGGCAAAUGAAAAUGAUGCUAGUCGGCGAUUGAAAUCAGAGUUCUUAAUACAGUUUGAUGGGGUUACCUCUAAUCCUAACGACUUGGUGAUUGUCGUUGGUGCUACGAAUAAGCCACAAGAAUUGGAUGAUGCUGUUCUGAGGAGACUGGUGAAGAGAAUCUACAUACCGCUACCAGAUGAAAAUGGCAGGAGACUUCUUUUGAGAAACAAACUCAAGGGCCAAUCAUUCUCAUUGCCUAGUGGAGAUUUAGAAAGACUUGCAAGAGAUACAGAAGGGUAUUCUGGAAGUGAUCUGCAAGCCCUAUGUGAAGAAGCUGCUAUGAUGCCAAUAAGGGAGCUUGGAACAAAUAUUCUCAAAGUCAAGGCAAAUCAGGUGAGGCCUCUUAGAUACGAAGAUUUUCAAAAGGCGAUGACUGUGAUUAGACCAAGCUUACAAAGAAGCAAGUGGGAGGAACUUGAGCAGUGGAACAAAGAGUUCGGCUCUAGUUAGAAGGUUUGUCUCGGUUCUUCGACGAACGCCUUGAGAAGCCAAUGCAGAUGCAGAGCUCAACUGGAUUGUUCGCAAAGACGAGUGAUAUCAAUAGAUCAAUGAACUUGUAUAUAAAUCACAAUUCACAUCGUGUACUCCUUAUCGUAUCGUGUAUAAAUCACAAUUCACAUUGUGAACUAAUUAUUGCAUCGUGCUCUGUGGUUGAGCCAUGUCGCAUUGUGUACGAUAUUCGGAUUCUUUCGUAUCGAAACAUGGAUGUGAUGCUCACGCGAUUAAUCAAAUCAUUUGAUUGAUCUGGUUUUUCCUUC
Messenger RNA from Rhodamnia argentea, 1864 nucleotides. Its product is annotated as spastin. NCBI's taxonomy places the organism in Eukaryota, Viridiplantae, Streptophyta, Magnoliopsida, Myrtales, Myrtaceae. Gene Ontology annotation, molecular function: ATP hydrolysis activity; ATP binding. The transcript has 14 exons. The record is from RefSeq and is a predicted model, not a curated record. Bases 51 to 1556 code for a protein of 501 amino acids. Gene Ontology annotation, cellular component: microtubule cytoskeleton.